AUGUGUGUCACCAUAGGCUGGUCAGGAUGGGACCUGCGCCUUGUGGGUACCAAUGCCGCGAACCAAGACAGCAUGGACCAAUUAUGCUCCAAUCUAUGUGCGAAAACGAUCUGGCAAAGCGGGUACGAUGCUGCAAAGGUGAAAUGCCAUGGACCAUAUGUCAUGGCGCUUGCGACAUUGCUCCCAGCUCGACCUAUGGUCAAUCAGAUGCGCAUGCGCCUUGAGUUGGCCCACCACAAGGCAUGA
Molecule: messenger RNA, 246 nt
Organism: Plenodomus lingam JN3
Lineage: Eukaryota; Fungi; Ascomycota; Dothideomycetes; Pleosporales; Leptosphaeriaceae
Source: RefSeq, a predicted model, not a curated record